GGCUCGAAUCCCAGCAGCCACAGUUCUAACCUUUUAUCCGAACUUCAUGUUUUUUUUCUUCAAAAUUUUGUUUAACUAACUUUUUUAUUCACGACCAAUGGCGCUUAUAUUUGGCUUGGAGGAGCAGAGAGCGAGAGCGAGAGCGAAGGUGGGUAUGGUAGCAGAAUGGGCAGCGACAGCGAACAUGGAUGGCGUUAUACAUGGGAAGCGCAGUCGCACAUCUCAACGCUGCGUUUAAUGGUCUUCCCCAACGACAAAACCCUCAACCCCUCCCUCCAAUGCCACGACCUCACCGUGAACCUUCACUCCUCCCACGCUUUCCUCACCCUCACCGCCUCCUCCCUCUCCCUUAGGGUUCCGCUCCCCGUCGUCCUCCUCGACGGCGACUCUCCGCUCACAUUCCGCCCACUCUCCGAUCACAUCGAGGUGAAGCUCCUCCUCCUCCUUCCCGUCGACCACCCCAUCCUCUCCACUCUCGACCCUUCGCCGUCUCCGCCAACGGACCCUCUCGUUUCACAAUCCGAUGUGGAAAAAUUGUCUUCUGCAGGAGAAGUUGACUUUUACUGCAGAACUUGCGCCUUCAAGUUGACCAAAGUUCCUCUCAGGACUUUUGUUGAAAUGCCUUCGGUGAAUUGGAGAGAGGUGGCUGAUAACUGGUUUGGGGCUUGUUGUUGUUCGUUUGGAGGGAUAAGUGAGAAGAUGGUGAUGAGGUAUGUGAGUUCAUAUAUGUGCGCGCCGGGGAUGUGUCUAUUGAGUUCUACUUCUGUCACACUUUGCAAGGAUGAUCUUGUGGAAUGUGAUUUUCUUGAAGGGUGUGGAGAGCGAGAGUGGAGUUGUGUAACGGAAAACCCUGGAGAUGAUAGUGGUGGUAAAGGCAUGAGAAACUGUGAAUUGGAUGGUGAGAGAACUUCAACUUGGAGUGAUGAUGGGGGUGUUGACAAUGGGUGUGAAGAGCAAGAGUGUAGUUCUAUAGUAGAAAACCCCAGAGAUGAUGGUGCUGGCAUAGGCAUGAGAAACUGUGAAUUGAGUGAUGAAGGAACUUCAACUUGCAUCGAUGAUGGUGGUGUUGGCAAAGGGUGUGGAGAGCAAGGGUGUAGUUCUAUUUCUAUAGCAGAAAACCCCAGAGAUGAUGGUGUUGGCAAAGGCAUGAGAAACUGUGAAUUGAAUGGUGAAAGAGAUUUAACUUGCAGUGAUGAUAGUGGAGUGACUCUUGCUUUUGAUGAGAGUUCUAGGUUUGCACAUCCUGAGAAUGAUAAGGCUUCUGUGAAUUCCAGAUGUGAGUUUGUUAAGAAUGAACCUGAUCAUAGUGAUUUCUCUGACUCACGUCCAGAUUCAGAUGAUGCCAAAGAUGUGAACCAAGCUUCUAGUUGUUGUGCUCAUAUGACAAGCAAUCUUGGGAAUGGUGACAGGGAACAUCAUUUAUGUGGAACUGAUGGAAAAGAAGGGAUGUCAACUGAGACCGUGGAAAUUUUGGGAAAUCAAAAAUCCUUCCUCAACGGUUUUCUUGAAGAUAUUUUCAUGGCUAGAUUAUCAAACCUUUCAAAGGAUAUUGAUUGGCGUGAAUUUAGAUGUCCUCAAUGCACGUGUUUCCUUGGAGCCUACCCAUGUUUUGACGGCCAUACACUUGUAGAUGGGGGAAUACGAUUGUUCAAAUGUUAUAUUUCGACCAGUGUGCCAGUUGGAGGAUCAGGGGACAUGUUCAGCAAGUAUACAAUGGGCAAAAUGUUUGCAAAUCAGUUGAUGGAGUGUGCAAAUGAUGAAUCAUCAUUUAGGUUUGUCAUUAGAGAUCUGAGAACCCAAUCCCCAGUCCUGCAAAUCAUUCUCUUGAAUCCAGAUACUUGGUCCUGUUCUGGUAAUUGUUCUAGUGCAGAGGACAAAGACCCAGUUACUAAGUUAAAGUUACAGCCCAUCAUCAAAGUGCUUUUUUCUGACUGCCACAAUGCAACAGAAUCUCAAUUAAGGAUGAUAGAGGAAUGGACAACAAAGAGUUCGGCUGAAAACAUUUUCAUGUUGACUCGUCAAACACAAGAAUUGGUGGGGCUGUUCUUAUCAGCAAAAGAUUUUUAUCCACCUUCAUGUGGUUCCCUUCAAGGUUUAAUUUUGUCAUCUGUGCAGCGGUAGUAAUCUUCUCAUUAACUCAUUUGGCAGCCAAAGUUUAAUAGGGCUGAGGAAUGAAUAAAUGAAUGAAUGAUUAGUUUUAUAUUGUAUGAAGGAAAACCAUAGAUUAUAGCUAUAAUUUACUCUACAGAAUGGGAGCCAAAAUGAUAUUGGUAGACUUUUUGGAUACAUAAAUGGCGUCAAAGUGUCUUAUUAAACUAGUUAAUGAUGCUUAGUCUAGUGGUAGGAGUUGUAAUAGUAUGUACAGAGUCUUUGAAUCAUGUUAUUGGAAUUCCUUAAAAAAAAACUUCAUUAAUGCUGGCUAAAUUAUGUUAAAAUUA
Messenger RNA from Cajanus cajan (pigeon pea), 2438 nucleotides. Its product is annotated as HECT-like ubiquitin-conjugating enzyme (E2)-binding protein. NCBI's taxonomy places the organism in Eukaryota, Viridiplantae, Streptophyta, Magnoliopsida, Fabales, Fabaceae. The record is from RefSeq and is a predicted model, not a curated record. Gene Ontology annotation, molecular function: ubiquitin conjugating enzyme binding; ubiquitin protein ligase activity; cyclin binding. Gene Ontology annotation, cellular component: cytosol; ubiquitin ligase complex; nucleus. Gene Ontology annotation, biological process: protein polyubiquitination; protein autoubiquitination; proteasome-mediated ubiquitin-dependent protein catabolic process.